This is a messenger RNA of Phytophthora nicotianae INRA-310, 321 nucleotides long. RefSeq lists its product as hypothetical. Lineage: Eukaryota; Oomycota; Peronosporomycetes; Peronosporales; Peronosporaceae. The record is from RefSeq and is a predicted model, not a curated record. The transcript has a single exon. The coding region runs from base 1 to 321 and encodes 106 amino acids.
AUGCCGCGCGUCAACACUACGUGGGAUCCAGUCACAGAACAAAGAAAUCCAACUCGCUCUGACGCGGUCAAGAAACUAAUCAAGAGAGUCAAACGUUCUGAGGUGAGACGGGAGGGCGUCGGCUCGAACGCCCGGAGGGCAAUUGAAUUUGACGAAUUCCUGAGCUUACCGACCCUUGAUCGAGCUGAAGAAGAGCGUGUUGCGGCAAAGUACAUGGUGAACAGCGUCCUUAGACUUCAGUGGCACAUUACACUAGUGACACAGCAAUUGACAGAGUGUAUACUACGUAUGGUAGAUCUUUAUCAGUGUCUAACAUUAUAG